This is a messenger RNA of Hevea brasiliensis (rubber tree), 1623 nucleotides long. Its product is annotated as asparagine--tRNA ligase, chloroplastic/mitochondrial. Lineage: Eukaryota; Viridiplantae; Streptophyta; Magnoliopsida; Malpighiales; Euphorbiaceae. The transcript is spliced from 14 exons. Gene Ontology annotation, cellular component: mitochondrion. The record is from RefSeq and is a predicted model, not a curated record. The coding region runs from base 1 to 1353 and encodes 450 amino acids. Gene Ontology annotation, biological process: asparaginyl-tRNA aminoacylation. Gene Ontology annotation, molecular function: asparagine-tRNA ligase activity; ATP binding.
AUGCGUGAUUGUAAUAGUGCCGGAUAUAUUGGUUUGCGGUUGUGUGUAAUUGCGUUGGUAAUAAUUGUUGAUAAUUGUGGUGGUAUUUUUGGUGAUAGUAAUAAUCUGUUGGUAGAAUCUGGCUUGGUGGCAACUGGUGCAUCAAUAUGGGUACAAGGGAAUGUGGUUAAGAGCCAAGGGUCAAAACAAAAGGUGGAACUGAAUGUCAACAAAAUUAUAGCGGUUGGCAAGAGUGAUCCUUCCUAUCCAAUUCAAAAGAAAAGGGUCAGCAGAGAAUUUUUGAGAACUAAAGCUCAUCUUCGUCCUAGAACAAACACAUUUGGUGCGGUUGCAAGGGUAAGGAAUGCUUUGGCCUAUGCUACACACAAGUUCUUUCAAGAAAAUGGGUUUGUCUGGGUCUCAAGUCCUAUUAUCACAGCUUCAGAUUGUGAAGGAGCAGGUGAACAGUUCUGUGUUACUACUUUGAUUCCAAGCUCUCGGGAAGCAACUGAUUCUCUUGUGGAUGGCAUUCCAAAAACAAAGGACGGGUUAAUUGAUUGGUCACAGGAUUUUUUUGGCAAACCAGCAUUUUUGACAGUCUCCGGCCAGCUCAAUGCCGAAACAUAUGCUACUGCUCUUUCUGAUGUUUAUACAUUUGGUCCCACAUUUCGAGCAGAAAAUUCUAAUACUUCUAGACACUUGGCUGAAUUUUGGAUGAUUGAACCAGAACUUGCAUUUGCUGAUCUGAAUGAUGAUAUGGCUUGUGCAACUGCCUAUCUCCAGUAUGUAGUCAGGCAUAUCCUUGAAAAUUGCAAGGAAGACAUGGACUUCUUCAAUACUUGGAUUGAGAAAGGAAUCAUUGAUCGAUUGAGUAAUGUUGUUGACAAAGAUUUUGUCCAGUUGACUUAUACUGAUGCCAUUGAACUUCUUCUCAGAACAAAUAAGAAAUUUGACUUCCCGGUGAAAUGGGGAUGUGAUUUGCAAAGUGAGCAUGAGCGUUAUAUAACUGAAGGGGCUUUUGGUGGAUGCCCAGUCAUAAUAAGAGAUUAUCCAAAGGAGAUCAAGGCAUUUUAUAUGAGGCAAAAUGAUGAUGGGAAGACUGUCGCAGCCAUGGAUAUGCUGGUUCCUCGGGUUGGGGAGCUUAUUGGUGGAAGUCAAAGAGAAGAACGGCUUGAAUAUUUGGAAGACCGUUUGGAUGACUUGAAGUUAAACAAGGACAGCUACUGGUGGUAUCUUGAUCUGCGGCGGUAUGGUUCAGUUCCUCAUGCGGGAUUUGGACUUGGCUUUGAAAGACUGGUGCAAUUUGCAACUGGAAUAGAAAAUAUAAGAGAUACUAUACCUUUCCCUAGGGCACCUGGUUCAGCUGAAUUUUGAUGGCAAAAUUUGUAAGAUAUGAUUUAAUUCUUCCUUGCGUCCUCUCUCUCUUCUGACUUUUACCCUCUCUCUCCUUUUGAUAAUUAUUUGCUAAAUCUGUUGGCUUUCUCUCCCUGUCUUUGGCUUUGAAAUAAUAGCUUAACCUCUUAGGUAAAAUAUUGUCCCGGGUGAUAUGAUGACUGCCCUUAUCAGGCAUGAUUGGCGGAUUGCUAAUGUUGUGUAAAAUUUUAUCUAACUGACUGUAAAUUUAUGCAUCUAUUGUUGUCUUUA